GUGAGUGUGAGUGUGAGACCAGGCUCCUAGUCCUAGCUCCACCCCGAAGCACGCUCCUCCUGCCCGGAAUCUGCCCCCUCCUCACGCCUCCCCCAGAGCCCCGGCGCCUCCUCGGACCCCCGCCUCACUCUGUGAUUGCCGCUUCCCUCUCCCCGCCCGGCUCCCUCUCUCCCUGCCCUGCACCCAGCCCCGGGGCAUCUCCUCAGCGCCCGCCAGGUGAGCGUGGAGCUCCUCCUUCCACGGCUAAGCGCUCCGAGGGCGGGGACUUGUUGGUCCUGCGCUUUUGCCCCAGGCCGGCUCCCCAGGUGUGGGUGGGGGCGGGCGCCCCGCACUGUGCACCCGCGCGCACCUUGGUCCGGCGCUGGUGCCCGGAGGAGGCGCCUCUAAGCCAGCGGCUGGCGGGAGCCCCGCCCUCCAGGCUCAAGCCUUCAAAUACGCCGUCCCGGGCCGCGGGGGCACCGAGCUGCAGCCCGCCGGCUCCCCCCUCCCCUCCGCCCACGCGCGCGGCCCCCCUGUCAUCUCCGACCCCGGCUGCCUGGGCAGCCUCGCAGGGAGGCUCCCGGAGGGCGAGCCAGUCACCCCCGCUGCGGCCGGUGGGCACUGCCGGCUCCCUCUGGUGCGGAAAGCAGAGAAGAGAGAGAGACAGAGACAGACGGAGACAGAGAGAGAAAGAAAAGGAGAGAGACAGAGAGAGAGACACACACAGACAGAGACAGAGAGACAAAGAAAAGGAGACAGAGAGGAAGAGAGAGACAGAGACACAGAGACAGACACACACAGAGAGAAAGACAAAGAGAGUCAAGACACAGAGAGAAGAGAGACAGAGAGAGACGCAACAUCCAGCAUCCCCCGAAGGAAGCACACUUGAUAUCCCCCAAGAUGAAUUUGCUCCUUGGAUACUGGAGGCUCUCGCUCCUUGCUGUCUGCCUACCUUUCUUCCCAGCUUAUCCUACCCCUGUGCUAGCAAAGGAUUCUGAGGUCCAGUGUGAGAAUUUCAAGAUGGAAUCUGAGUGUGAGACCAGUGAACAUCCCCAAUCGAGUCUUUGGAGCAAGGCAACAGUGAAAUCUCUUGCCUGUGAAGCUUGUAUAAAUGUGAUGAGUGUAAUUGGCAACUUUAUGGAAAGUGAUUCAGAGGAACUCAAGGAUUUAUGUGGCUAUACUGGGGUCUGUGACCCAGGGAAGGAAAUGCCAGGGGCUGCCAGCGACGAGGUCCCUGAGCCAGAGUCGGUGGAGAAGAAUUUGGUUCAGGAGAAGAUUGGUCCUGCUUGUGAACUGUGUCAGUAUGUCAGCACAGAGAUUGACAAAUUGCUGAAUAACAACCCGAAUAUGCAUCAGAACCUGCGUCAAUCACUCGGGUUGUCAGAGGAGGUGAUUAACGCAGCAAAGGAGGUGUGCUCGGCAAUCCCCAGCUACGUGGCUGGGAGCUGCCAAGACCUGGUCAGCACCCAUGGGCUGAGUAUUAUGCACCUUCUCCUGGAGGAGACUGACCUCGACUCCGUGUGCACCACUCUUAACAUUUGUGAAGGGAAAGCACCAGCACGGGCAGUUAACAUGGCCACGUUUAAGAGCAAUAUCUUCUGUGAAGUGUGCAAGAUGGUCGACGGCUACUUGGACCAGAACCUGGACAAGAACAGCACGCAGGCCAUGAUUCUCUCUGCCUUUGAGAAGGCUUGCAGCAGGCUGCCAGGAGUUUACAAGGAGGAGUGUGAUCUGUUUGUGAAAAAGUACGAGCCCAUGCUGAUAGAGGCCCUGCAUGACGAGAUGGAUCCUGAGUCUCUGUGUCCGAAAAUUGGGGCUUGCCCCCCAACUCCUGCUAAGCCUCUGUUGGGAACUGAGCACUGUGCCCGGGGCCCCAGCUACUGGUGUGAGAACAUGGAGACGGCAGCUCAGUGCAACGCUGUUGAGCACUGCAAGAAGCAUGUAUGGAGUUAGAAGACAUCCCUUCUCUCUUGGAAGCAUUACACUUUCUAUUUGUGUGUCUGGGGGAAUACACAGAUCUGAUUUUUUCCCUGUUUUUAAAUGAGCCCGUAUCUUCUUCUCCCUCCAUCCUGUCACUCUUGUUCCAUUUGCCCAUCACUGCCAUGGGUCUGAAAGGCACCAUAUUGACCAUGUCAUUGUGCUUUUUCCUCCUCCGCUAGAAGAAUGAUGGGCAAUGAAUGCAUCAUGGACUAGUGGGAUGGUGGAGAUGUAGGUUGGGGGGAAGGCGGGAGCCUGGGAAUAGGGAUGACAGUAGCAUGGGCCCAGCCCACUGACGGUCAGAUCGAGGGCUUCAAACUUAUUUCUUAGCUGUUUAGAACUGUCCUAGGCUUAGGCUAUUAUGGGCCUCCCUUAACUUAUUGGUUUGUCUUAUAUAUUCAGGGUAGAAGAAAGACAUAAUUUGUCCUUAAGUGUAAAAAUUCUGAGUCCUUCUUGGUUUUUUAAACUGGUUUUGCUGCAGUGUAGAGGAGUCCCAGUCUCCUCACUGAGAGCUGCUGUUGGCUUAGAAAGGGAGGGGAAGGGGAGAGCAGGAGAGGUUUUUGGGUUUGAGGGAGUCCAGUUCUGAUUUCCUUGAAUGCUCCACUCUUGGGUUAUAGCUUUCUCUUGUUGUCUGUUUCUUUGUGCUACAUUUCUUGAGCUUUUACUUUGAAGAGGAUUUGGGGAGUGGGACAGAGCUGUGCCUGGGCCGUAUUGCAGGAUGGGUAGCACUGGGGAUUGUGCCUACAGGACUUCUCAGAGUCCUCCACUUAUGUGGUGAAUAUAAUGGUGCUUGCUGAGCUCAAGGACAAAGAAUCUUUUUCUUCUAGCUCUGGGUGAAUGUUUUGCUGGUGCCUGGGCUUGCUUUCCAUAGAACUCUGAGCACAUCACACAGUUCCCAGGGCACUGCUUCAGCCCCUUCCUAUCUUAAUUGUCAUCAUUAUUAUCAUUUUUGCUGAGGCAAUUGGGGUUAAGAGACUUGCCCAGGGUCACACAGCCAGGAAG
This is a messenger RNA of Sarcophilus harrisii (Tasmanian devil), 2958 nucleotides long. Its product is annotated as prosaposin. Lineage: Eukaryota; Metazoa; Chordata; Mammalia; Dasyuromorphia; Dasyuridae. Gene Ontology annotation, cellular component: lysosome. Gene Ontology annotation, biological process: sphingolipid metabolic process. The coding region runs from base 880 to 1932 and encodes 350 amino acids. The transcript has 10 exons. The record is from RefSeq and is a predicted model, not a curated record.